UAUAGGGUGUAAAAGAUGAAAGUUAACAAAGAGAAAAUUAGGUAUGUUUUACAAUUUUGCUUCAAUAAAGGCGAAAAUGCAAGCCAGGCAGCUGAAAUUGUGAAUGGUGUUUAUGGUCCUGAUACUGUCACAGCCAAUUAUGUGCAAUUUUGGUUUCGUCAGUUCCGUUCUGGUAAUUUCGAUGUUAAAGAUGCACCUCGCACAGGUAGGCCCGUUGUCGAAAAUGUCAAUAAAAUCAUGGAAAUGAUAGAAGUAGACUGGCACGUUAGCACUCGUAGCAUUGCCCAGGAGCUAAAGAUUGACCAUAAAACAGUUCUAAACCAUCUGAAUAAAGCUGGAUUCAAAAAGAAGCUUGAUGUUUGGGUGCCACAUGAAUUGACGGAAGAAAACAUUAUGGAUCGAAUUUCCAUCUGCGAAGCCUUGGCCAAACGGAACGAAAUCGACCCAUUUCUUAAACGGAUGGUGACUGGGGAUGAGAAAUGGGUUACAUAUGGCAAUAUUGUGCGAAAACGAUCGUGGUCAGUGUGGUGAAGCGGCUCAAACGGUGGCUAAACCAGGACUAACAGCCAGGAAGGUUUUGCUGUGCAUUUGGUGGGACUGGAAAGGAAUCAUCUACUAUGAGCUGCUUCCAUAUGGCCAAACACUAAAUUCGGACCUCUACUGUCAACAAUUGGACCAUUUGAAGCUAGCGAUUGAUCAGAAGCGGCCAGAAUUGGCUAACGGGAGAGGUGUUGUACUUCAUC
Molecule: messenger RNA, 743 nt
Organism: Centruroides sculpturatus (bark scorpion)
Lineage: Eukaryota; Metazoa; Arthropoda; Arachnida; Scorpiones; Buthidae
Product: histone-lysine N-methyltransferase SETMAR-like
Exons: 1
Coding region: 16-531 (171 amino acids)
Molecular function (GO): nucleic acid binding
Source: RefSeq, a predicted model, not a curated record